AUGAAGUUGGACGUAUGCGCAUUUUCCGGAUAUAAGAUCUACCCAGCCCGCGGAGUUCUAUUUGUUAGAAGUGACAGUCGUCCCUUUCGCCUGUUAUCAGGAAAAUGUGAAGCUCACUUCCUUUUAAAGAAAAACCCCCGAAAGUACAACUGGACCGUCUUCUAUCGUCGUUUGCAUAAAAAGGGAUCCACUGAAUCUUUGGUAAAACGCCGUGCCCGUCGUACUGUGAAAAGCAUGAGGGGGAUCAUUGGGGUAACCCCAGAGACCAUAAAGGCCAAGAGAUCCCAACCUGUUGAACUACGUGAAGCAGCUCGCGCAGAAUCUCUCCUUCAGGCCAAGCAGAAAAAAAAAGAUCAACAAGCGGCAAAAAAGCAGGAAAAGAUCCGCAAUAUUGCCACUCGUGCAUCUGAAAAGUCAGCACAGCUUAAAGCCAAAAGCGCCAAAUCCAUGAAGACAAAGCCUCUUGCCCGCUCUCGCUAA
Messenger RNA from Mitosporidium daphniae, 480 nucleotides. RefSeq lists its product as uncharacterized. Gene Ontology annotation, cellular component: cytosolic large ribosomal subunit. Gene Ontology annotation, molecular function: structural constituent of ribosome; mRNA binding. Bases 1 to 480 code for a protein of 159 amino acids. NCBI's taxonomy places the organism in Eukaryota, Fungi, Microsporidia. The record is from RefSeq and is a predicted model, not a curated record. The transcript is spliced from 2 exons. Gene Ontology annotation, biological process: cytoplasmic translation.